AUGGCCACCUCACGCGAAGUCCUGAGCAUGUGCAUCGAAGACAACAUCCAGAGGAAGGGCACCCAAAAACUUUGCGAGCUCUGGCUCCACACUAUAGGAUCAGGUGCGCACAUGAGCAAGACUAAACACGAGCAUAGUAUGCUCUGCGCCGGUCUUCACCUGCCCGCCCGUCGCUCUUCGAAGCAUGAUCGAAAGAUUAAGAGCAUGGGUAUCACGGUAGUUUUGGGAUUACCGAGCAGUUCGACGAUGUCAAAGACAGGUCCCUGGCCCAUGAGCGCCGGGCAGAACAUGCGACCGUCCCGUCAGAGAGUACAGGGUAAGAGGCUGUUCCGUACAUACAGACGACACCGUGCCAUCGCCUUCCGAGUGCAGAAGCGCUCAGAAUCAUGCAGGUAUCGAUGUGCGCCCGAAGUACGACCCUCCCGGUACGGUCAGGACGUCUGUCAGCGUGGAAGCAGUAGUCGCUCUUGGACGCACAAAUUGCAGACGGAGUCGUUCAACGAGAAUCUCGCUACGUGUAGAAGGGAGUAUGAGGACAUGCGUGGAGAGGCCACAACCUGAGACGGACAGAUAGGGGGCUGAGUCCCUCCAUUAGACAACCCAUAUAUGGAAAACCC
This is a messenger RNA of Dissoconium aciculare CBS 342.82, 617 nucleotides long. RefSeq lists its product as uncharacterized. The record is from RefSeq and is a predicted model, not a curated record. Bases 1 to 561 code for a protein of 186 amino acids. NCBI's taxonomy places the organism in Eukaryota, Fungi, Ascomycota, Dothideomycetes, Mycosphaerellales, Dissoconiaceae. The transcript is spliced from 3 exons.